Molecule: messenger RNA, 690 nt
Organism: Zea mays
Lineage: Eukaryota; Viridiplantae; Streptophyta; Magnoliopsida; Poales; Poaceae
Exons: 1
Coding region: 85-423 (112 amino acids)
Source: RefSeq, marked predicted
CUCCUCAGCUCGACGCGGCUAUAGCUGCACUGACCGCACCUCGACCGCGUGCCCACCGGCACCGCUCAGUGCUAGCGCGCGCUCAUGGCGUCGCUUGGCCAGCUCCUCCUCGUCGCCGGCCUGGCCUUCCUGGUGCUGCUGCUGGGUGCCCAGGAUCACGGGCGUGGAGAGCAAGCGACCGGCGGCGGCCCGGCCGUUGGAGCAGCAGCCGCCGCCGCUGCUCCUCCCGCGCGGGAGGCUGUAAUCAUCAGCCGGCACCAGCAUUCGCAGCCGUCGGCCGCGGCGAUGGCGGAGAGCAAGCGGCUCCCCAUCCCUCCGUCCGGGCCGUCCACUAAGUGGAACUACGAGGCGAAUCACGAGAAGCCGUCGUCGUCGGAGUCGGGCUCGGGCCGCCGCCGCCUCGGGUGGUGGUGGUCCCCGUGACGCGGCCGGUGGCGGUGGGUUCUUGAGAGCUGCAGAGAUCUCAAGGCUCAGCUAGCGUCGUGUGUGUCGUCUGCUUCGUUCACCAUCUUCUCUCCUACUAGAAAGAAAUUUGCGCAGAUCUCAUGGAGUACUGGCAGUAUUGCUGCUCUGAUUAGUUUCUUGUCGAGUGUGCAUGAAAUGGCUGUGAGAUCUGCUGAUGUUUCUUUCCGGUGUAGAAUGGAAUCGUCUCCCCUAAUAAUAAUUAUAAUAAUAAUACAUUCUGAAGCU